Histoplasma mississippiense is the source of this 1941-nucleotide messenger RNA. RefSeq lists its product as hypothetical. Gene Ontology annotation, biological process: protein transport to vacuole involved in ubiquitin-dependent protein catabolic process via the multivesicular body sorting pathway. Gene Ontology annotation, molecular function: ubiquitin binding; phosphatidylinositol-3-phosphate binding. The record is from RefSeq and is a predicted model, not a curated record. The transcript has 3 exons. Bases 1 to 1941 code for a protein of 646 amino acids. NCBI's taxonomy places the organism in Eukaryota, Fungi, Ascomycota, Eurotiomycetes, Onygenales, Ajellomycetaceae. Gene Ontology annotation, cellular component: ESCRT II complex; late endosome membrane.
AUGUUCUUCAACGCCUUGGAUCUGACCACUGCACUCCGCCCGUCACUGUUGCCAGACGAGACUCUUCUCUUUGUGCAAGAUCAGGUGGGGUUGUAUGAAGGGAAGUACAAGAUUCCGGAUUACCAGUCCGGCCAUGCCUAUCUCACAUCGCAUCGGAUAUGCUAUGUUGACGAUGACCAGCCUCGAAAAUACUCAAUUGCGAUGGAGUUGAAAUAUGUAGAUCGCGUUGAAUAUCAGGCUGGUUUCUUGAAAUCAUCGCCCAAAAUAACGAUAUACCCAAAGCCAUCGAGACGGGGCCGUGGUCAAAAUCGUAACUCAACCGGAGAGUUGGUCACCCCUCAAGGACCAAAGUCUGGCUCACCAGGAAACCCAUCUUCACCAUUCGUCAGGAGUGGCAGUCCGUUUCACUCACAAAGUGCUUCUGCCACGAGGAUUUCUAAUGCAACAUGGGUUUGCCCAAUAUGUACAUAUUCAAACCCCCUACCUUUGAAUUUUGAUCCUGCAACUGCGAAUGCCUCGAUGACGCAGCCACCGUGCCUGGCUUGCGGUAUAAAACCUCCGUUUACCACCCUGUUGAAAGCAGCAAUUACGUCUGCAGCUAGUAAUGGAGCGCAGAGCACUUCUUCGACAUUCACUUCGCCACAAGGAAACCAAAGUGGUUCGAGUAGACCUGGAAGAAAUGGGGCCUCGUUAUCCCCCGUCAACUCUUCCCAUUUCCCUUCUUCGUCAAUCGAUUCAGAGGUUGCUUGCCCAAGAUGUACCUUCGCAAACCACCCUUCCUUAUUAGAGUGUGAAAUAUGUGGCGCGUCCCUCAAAAGACUAGAUCAUCCUGCUGGCGUCCAAAACCUAGAUCGUUCGGGCUCCCCAGCUCCAUUGUUUGGAACAACCAACCUAGAUAACACCGAAGUGUAUGAGAGCGUCAAAUUGUCCUUCCGCGGAGGUGGUGAGAAGAUAUUUCAUGAAAGGCUAAGAAAUGCCUUGGUGCAGCGAAAAUGGAUUCUCCAUGAUGCCCCACCGGUCCCGAAGGCAACCCCUCCCCCGGCAUCUUCUGUACCAGGAAGUGACUCCAAAGUAUUUGGCCAACGUUCCUUGCGUCCUGCAGUUGGGAUUGCAGGGCUCGAGCGACGUGACCUCGAGGCACGACAGAACAACCAAGUUGUCCUUGGCAGUGCCUUCGAGGAUCUGGAAGCGCUUAUGGCAUCAGCUAAGGAAAUUGUCGCGCUGGCUGAAAGUUUUGCUGCGGAAUCUGGCCUUGCAUCAAAGGGCAGCAGUUCACCUGAAGCAAGCGUCGUCCUAUCACAAUCCGCUGCUGCCCUUGGUAUGACUAUUACGAAGGACAUGCUAGGACCCGGAGGCAGUUCGGAAACUCUAUAUCUCAGUGAGCUCUCUCGCAACCUCGCAGAGUUCCUGACAGAUGAUCGCAAAGGCGUCCUCCACCGCGAAGGCGGUAUCAUGAGUCUAAUCGACCUGUGGGCUGUGUUCAAUCGCAGUCGCAAUGGCGUCGAGCUCGUGAGCCCGUCCGAUUUCCAAAAGGCUGCCGAGUUGUGGGAGAAGCUGAAGCUCCCCGUGCGCCUACGUCGGUUCAAGAGCGGCCUUCUUGUCGUCCAGCGUUUUGAUUGGACGGAUGAGAAGACCAUCGGGCAGCUGCAGGCAUGGUUUGAAGAAUUACGUGCUACACCUGCAUCUGAUGAGGUUCUUUCUUGGGAUUGGCGCAUGUAUGGCAGAGGCGUCACAGCUCAAGAGGCCGCGGAGCGGUUCGGAUGGAGCGUCGGUGUCGCUGCGGAAGAACUGGAGAUGGCUGAAGAUCAGGGAGUGCUCUGUCGAGAGGAAGGGAUUGAAGGAUUGCGAUUUUGGAGUAAUCAUAUCGUUGAUGUGGAUAGCUUUGAGAGAAUAGGCGUUGUUAGUAGCUCUCGCCCAUCCUUUUCUCAGAUGUUUGUUUGA